CGAAAUUGUAUGAUAAUUGAAGGCACCUUCAUAUUAUACAUUCUAUAGAAAAAGUGUAUUAAGAUAACAAGUAGAAUUCAACAGACAAAUGGUAUUAUCAGCACCGCAAGACCCUUUGCUAAGGUCUUCCCAUUCAGCUGAUACUCGCCGCCGCCGUCAGCCCUCUAGUUCGCCACCAUAUUAUCCUGGAAGUGAUGGAAAUCUGUCUACGUCUUCUUCCACUGGUUCUUUGAAAAGAAGAAGGUCCAAUAGAAAAAACAGGAGCGACUUGCAGUUUGAGUCUACUCAAGAGCAGUUCAAGUUUUCUGAAGGCGACGGAAUCGACACAGCGCAAAAGAGACUCAAAGGACUGAACCUGGCAUUGUAUCCAAAAAAUCCAUAUCGUCAUCUAUCUUGGAAAAUUGGUGAGCAAGUAGAAGCUAUCAAAUGGACAGGUGAUGCAAAAGAAUGGUAUUGUGCACGCGUAGUAGAAAUCUUGAACGAUAUCAAUGACGAGUUUCUUGUAUUUGUUCAUUAUGAAGGCUGGGCUCCUGAUGAAGCUGAUUGGAUCAGCCCAACACUAAUACGAUCUGUAAAGAAUUUCAGUCGAUUACAGUAUGGUCCUAAGGGACCCGAGAACGAUCAAUCGUGGAAAGACUAUGCCGAUUUCUAUGAUUCAAAGCAAGGCGAACAAGCACGAUAUCACACUGGCCUUGUUCAAGACAGACGUAUGUCUUUACACUGUUGCCCAUGCCAUUCUCGUGAGACAAUUCACCCUGAAAGACCAGAUCGAAUCAGUUCUAUUUUACAGACAUUUCAUAGUAAUAGAAUGCUUCGCUUUUUUAAAAGACUCCAUGCUCGCGAAAUAACAGCAGAAGAACUAUUACGAGUACACACAUUUUCUCACGUACGUAAUUAUUAUCCUUUAGACGAAGAGGACAUCCAAGUCAGAAAAGAAGCAAAAUUAUCCAAACCCUUGAAAAUUACAUCCAUUGCUGCCUUGUUAAAUCCAGCACCUACCCAUGAUACACCUGUCAAAAUGACACGUUCUCCUUCCAACAACCUUCCUAUGGUAAUGCGAGGUGUGGGUGGUGGCGUUGUUAUCCAAGCUGAUCAGGAUCAUAUCAAAAGACAACAUCGUCGCUUUUCAUCAGCAGCAGCAGCAGCAGAUGCUUCUCAAAGUGACCCACAUCCAAAUGCGCCACCAGGCCUAGUAUGUAAAAUGACAUGUGGUGAAUUAGGUAUCGCUGUAGAUACUACAUUCCAUCCUUUGUAUAGUAGUCUUUCAGCUAGAGUCUCAGCAGGUGCGUUAUUAGCAUUAGUUGAACCCAUUGUGGAAGGAUAUGUUAGGAACGGAUUUGCCUUGAUCCGGCCACCGGGGCAUCAUGCUGAAGACGACAUGGCAAUGGGGUACUGUUUUUAUAAUAAUGUGGCUGUUGCAGUGGCUGAAAUUCUAGAGAAAUACCCAGCAAAAAUCAAAAAGAUUCUCAUUAUUGAUUGGGAUAUACACCACGGUAAUGGAACACAAAAAAUCUUUUACGAUAAUCCAAAUGUUCUCUAUAUCUCAAUACAUCGUUGGGAUAAGGGUCAAUUCUAUCCAUUUACGGGUGCUCCUGAUGAGUGUGGAGAAGGCCCAGGAACAGGCUUAAAUGUAAAUAUUGCCUUUAGUGCUUCAGAAGAUAAACCAAAACCCAUGGGUGAUACGGAAUUCGUCGCUGCGUUUUACCAUUUUGUGCUGCCGAUUGCUAAACAAUUUCACCCUGACAUGAUAUUUGUUUCAGCAGGAUUUGAUGCAGCCGAAGGACAUCCUGAAAACUUAGGUGGUUAUCACGUCACGCCUCGCGGAUAUGCCAUUAUGACAAAAAUGAUUAAGGAUUUAGCUGAAGAAGUAUGCGAUGGUCGUCUCGUAUUGACAUUGGAAGGUGGAUACGAACUUCAACCAUUAGCAGCGACAUGUGCUGCUAGUGUCGCGCAGUUAUUUCAACCAGAUACAUUGCCAGAUCAACAAAUCGCAAGCUUCAAGCAUACAUUGAAUGCCAUCAAACCCAAUCUAGGCGCAGUAGAAAGCUUUCGUGAAAUCACUUUGGUACAGCAAAAAUAUUGGAAGUUCUCGGAUGCUAUGUUGUCGCCUAAUUUUCGUUUCUCAUUGCCGAAUGAUUGGAGAGCAACAGACAGUAUUUCAACUAGACCUCGUAGAGAUAAAAAACCUAUCAAGAUUCCAAUUGUUGAAGGUUAUUAAGACUAUAGACACACUCUUUUUUUUUUUGUUUGCAUAAUAAUAUAUUAUUUAUACAAUUGUUGUAUUUUUCUUUUAAGAGCAUACAUCACAAUAAUAAAACUCAUCCUUUUUAAGUUAAAUAAUCACGAAUAAAAAAAAGGAUC
This is a messenger RNA of Gilbertella persicaria, 2361 nucleotides long. RefSeq lists its product as uncharacterized. Gene Ontology annotation, cellular component: histone deacetylase complex. NCBI's taxonomy places the organism in Eukaryota, Fungi, Mucoromycota, Mucoromycetes, Mucorales, Choanephoraceae. Bases 89 to 2218 code for a protein of 709 amino acids. The record is from RefSeq and is a predicted model, not a curated record. Gene Ontology annotation, molecular function: histone deacetylase activity. Gene Ontology annotation, biological process: chromatin organization. The transcript has 9 exons.